Oryza brachyantha (malo sina) is the source of this 1025-nucleotide messenger RNA. Its product is annotated as protein G1-like5. Gene Ontology annotation, biological process: response to light stimulus; mRNA transcription. NCBI's taxonomy places the organism in Eukaryota, Viridiplantae, Streptophyta, Magnoliopsida, Poales, Poaceae. Gene Ontology annotation, cellular component: nucleus. The record is from RefSeq and is a predicted model, not a curated record. The transcript has 2 exons. Bases 308 to 958 code for a protein of 216 amino acids.
ACAUCACCUUUCACCUCGCGCUGUCUCCUCCUCCUCCUCCUCCUCCUCGAUCUCAGGUUGCUCAUCUCCAAUAAUACCUCACCUCACCUCACCUCACCUUCCCUCGCUAUAGCUGCUCCGCUUUUGCUUCACUUGCCGCCACCGCCGCCGGGAGACGGUAUCCAUGGUCGUCGAGCUCGCGGGAGGAGGAGAAAGAUAGGUUCUUGGUCGUGGUGGUGGUGGUGUUGGUGACGGCGGCGGCGGCGACGGCGGGAACGGGAGCGAGGUGGGGUGUGAGUGAGUUCGCCGAAGACGCCAAGCCACCAAGAUGGACUUGGUGGCGCACGGGGCGCCGGACAGCCCGCACUCGGACAACAGCGGCGGCGGUGGCGGAGUGGGACUGGGAGGAGGGCUGACGACGGGGGCGACGUCGGCGUCGGCGGCGGCGGCGGCGGGGGCGUCGCCGAGUAGGUACGAGUCGCAGAAGCGGCGGGACUGGAACACGUUCGGGCAGUACCUCCGCAACCACCGGCCGCCGCUGUCGCUGGCGCGGUGCAGCGGCGCCCACGUGCUGGAGUUCCUCCGCUACCUCGACCAGUUCGGCAAGACCAAGGUACACGCGGCGGCGUGCCCCUUCUUCGGCCACCCGGCGCCGCCGGCGCCCUGCCCCUGCCCGCUCCGCCAGGCCUGGGGCAGCCUCGACGCCCUCGUCGGCCGCCUCCGCGCUGCCUACGAGGAGAACGGCGGCCGCCCCGAGAACAACCCCUUCGGCGCCCGCGCCGUCCGCCUCUACCUCCGUGAGGUCCGCGAGCACCAGGCCCGCGCCCGCGGCGUCAGCUACGAGAAGAAGAAGCGCAAGAAGCCGCCCCACCCCUCCGCCGCCGCCGCCGCCGUCUCCGCCUCCCAAGACGACUCCAACGGCGCCCUCCUCCACCCCCACGACCACAUGCCGCCUCCUCCACCCGGCGCCGCCGCCUGAGCUCCAAGAUCGCCGGAGCAAGCUAGCUGCACCUACACCCCCUCCUCCCUACUACGCAUGCACUACA